Sesamum indicum (sesame) is the source of this 1334-nucleotide messenger RNA. RefSeq lists its product as uncharacterized. Lineage: Eukaryota; Viridiplantae; Streptophyta; Magnoliopsida; Lamiales; Pedaliaceae. The record is from RefSeq and is a predicted model, not a curated record.
ACCCUCCAGUACAAGACCCACUCAACCCCAAAAUCCGACCAAAAUCCCACGCUUUCCAAACACACACCAACAACGUAAGAAUAAAAAACCGCCAAUCCAUCACUCGGGUCUCCUCGAUUUCCCUUUUUGUGUCUAUGUAUAUGAUCUCUGCACCUUCAAAUUCCACAUGCCUUUCCAUUCCUUUCUCUUUUCCUCUCCAUUUCUCUCCGGGAGUUUCGUUUCCCUUUGAUUUUCUCUCCCCCUUCGCCGCUCUGUUUCCGUUCUUGCAGCCCCCGCCUCCCUCGGAACCUUGAAAACAGCAAACAUUGUUCACCUGAUCGUUGAAGGUCUGAGAGCCCGUUGCAAAUUUUUGAGGAUUUAUAUGGAGACACAAUUAGUGUUUGAUGUCGUCAAGUUUGAGAAGGAAAAGGCUAUAGCCAGGUUCAAUCGCUUUCGCAGAAUUGCGAGGUUAUGGCAGAUUUUCGAACUUGUGGUGGUUUUCGGGCUGAUUUCGUGGUCGUCGGCGCGUGUGCCGGCGGUUCUGAGGGUAGCGGCGGCGUGUUUUGUUGAGUUCUCCGCUUAUCUCUUCAACCACCAUGUCGUUUUCCUCAUUGGAAACGCCAUCAUCGUCCUGCUGUUCGUGCUUUGCCGCCAGAAUGACUCCGCGAGUCUCUCCGGCGAAGGGGAUUUCUACGAAGACUACGUUAAACACAGCGAGGCCGCUCGUCAACCCGAGUCUACUCCGUCUCCGACGCCGGAUACGGCUUACAGUCCUCCAACAGAAGUCGUUAGCGGGGGCGGCGAUGAGGAGAAGCAGAUGGUAGUGUGCACGGAGAAGACGACAGCGGUUUCGCAAUGCGACGACGUGACGGCAGCGAUAGAGAAGGCGACGAGGCAAAUAAGGAAAUUCCAGAGGACACAGUCAGAGAAACUGAAGCGAGAGAUUGGCGUACGGCCGCAGGCGGAGCUCCGGAGAUCGGAGACACAGAACCGGCGGAAAUCAGUGAGUUGCGGUGAGCGGUUGGACGCGUCGGAGAUUGAGAGACUCAGCAGCGAAGAGUUCCGGCGCACGGUUGAUGCCUUCAUUGAUAAACACUGGUGCAAAAAGAAACUGAAAUAAAACCCAUUUCGAGAAAAAUGAAAAUGAAAAUGAAAAUGAAUGUAAGAAAAAAUGAUGUUGGGAGAAGUACGUGGAUGAAUUGCCUAAUCCGCUGUUUAUCUGGAAUUAGUUGCCCAAUUUUAUCCACUUUUUCUUAUUUCUUCUUUUAAUGUUAUGAUCUUCUUCACUGUCUUGACUGUAGUUAUCUUUGUUGAAUAUAUAUAUAUAUUAAGGAUAAUUACACUUUCCUGCCUUA